Acipenser ruthenus (sterlet) is the source of this 1416-nucleotide messenger RNA. It is a transcript of the gene vma22, whose product is annotated as coiled-coil domain containing 115. Lineage: Eukaryota; Metazoa; Chordata; Actinopteri; Acipenseriformes; Acipenseridae. The record is from RefSeq and is a predicted model, not a curated record. Gene Ontology annotation, cellular component: extrinsic component of endoplasmic reticulum membrane. Gene Ontology annotation, biological process: vacuolar proton-transporting V-type ATPase complex assembly. The transcript is spliced from 6 exons. The coding region runs from base 289 to 924 and encodes 211 amino acids.
GCGCAGGCGCAGAACUUUGUCACGUGACUCACAAGAGGAACUACAAACAAACAUGGACGUGUUUUACUGACAUAAGACGCGAAACCUUUCAACUUUAUUGUUAUAAAUGAAACGUUUAGGAUUUUAGAACACGAAAGAGCAACGAUAAGGAGACUGGAAAGUUUAGUGUAAAAAAAACGUUAACGGAAAGCCGGUAAAACUUACAGAUUUACAAGCAAACGCACGCCAGUCUGUCUGUCAGUUCGUCCAGUCUCCCGGCCCGUGUUCGAGAUCAGUCCAAGCGGUAAAAUGGGUCUUGAAGUCGGAGAGGUGUCGGUUCGACUGGACGGGUUACUGCUUCGUUUCAUGGACCAAAUGGAAAAUCUUCAGGAGAAAAGAAACCUGCUCAAUUCUCUCAUCGAGGCGGGCUGGUUCGCGAUGUCUAAGGCGCGCUAUGCCAUGGGGAACAAGUGUGUGUCUUCUCUGCAGUACGGCCACGAGAUGGCGCCACUGGUCCGCCUUCACACAAAUGCUUUAGAGAAAGGGGAGGUGCAGUUCAGGACAGAACGGACGGAGCCCAAACCAGUGGAGAAUUCCAAAGAGGUUGAAGAGAUCGGCCCAAAGGAGGAAGGUGUAAGAAGGCGAAAGACAGUCAAUAAGAAAACAGACAAGGAGGACCCUUUGGAGCCCAAAGAGAUGCCUGACACCAAAGAGAAGACUGAGCCAGACAGGAUGGUCAAGGGACAGACUUCGUCUCAGGACCCCUUGAAGUGGUUUGGCAUUUUGGUGCCACAGAGUUUAAAACAGGCUCAGUCCAGCUUCAAGCAAGUUAUUGAACUGGCAGCAGAGAUCGCAACUCUUCAGACCCAGGUAGAAGCUACAAGAGAAGAAUUCAGGACCCAGCUGCAGAGCAAACAACAGCUUCUGCAGGGGAGAGAACCUUAAGGGGCCAAACAAAAAGGAGACCUCGCUUCCACUGCCUGUCCCCAGUUAGAGCUGAGCCUGGGCGAGGUGCAGCUGGAGGGUGUUACCACUAAUGCUCUGCUUUACCUCAGAUACACCCAACGGAGCCAAACUGUGCUUUAGGGAAGUACGUGCACUAAUGAAACAAAUUGCUGUGAACAACUGUGGCACAACUACUUGCUUGGUCAGCCAAACCUGACCAAAUUACACUGUUACACAGUCAGCUGUCUUAAAAUACACCUCGCCAAGACCGGCCAGCUCAGCUAUACCCGGGGAAUGACAGUGGAAACGAGGCAUAAUUCCUGCUGACCUCCCUAGCCUCUUGUUUCUUUCAUGAGGGGCAUCCACCUUCUGUAAUACUGCUCUCCUGCUCAGCGAUAAAGACAGGAAUUGAAUUCCGAUACAGCUGUGUAAUAUCAAACCUUAGAACUCUAUUAAAAAGCAUCCUUAACACCCUUGGGAUUUUGAAUUUUA